Messenger RNA from Solanum stenotomum, 1941 nucleotides. Its product is annotated as AP2-like ethylene-responsive transcription factor AIL1. The coding region runs from base 72 to 1736 and encodes 554 amino acids. The record is from RefSeq and is a predicted model, not a curated record. Lineage: Eukaryota; Viridiplantae; Streptophyta; Magnoliopsida; Solanales; Solanaceae. The transcript has 9 exons. Gene Ontology annotation, biological process: regulation of DNA-templated transcription. Gene Ontology annotation, molecular function: DNA-binding transcription factor activity; DNA binding.
CUCCACACAAAAAACGCUCACGGAGUUCUAGAGAGAGAGAGAAAUCGAGUUCAAAUUACUUCAUAAUUAUAAUGAGUAAUUGGUUGGGGUUCUCUCUUACUCCCGAUUUCAGAAUCGAUGAUGAUGAUGAAGAAGUAAAAAAUUACGAAAGGCGGAACGAAGCUGCUGAAAAUACUCCUUUGUCGGUCAUGCCUUUAAGCUCUAAUGGUUCUCUAUGUAUGAUGGAUCCUUUCCCACGCUGUGAACCCACUGAAGAUUGUUGGAGGUAUGAGAAUCAUGAAAUGAGUACUGCUAAUAAUCCAGAAGAAGAGGGUCCGAAACUUGAGGAUUUCCUUGGAUGCUGUUACUCAAAUUCUCUUCCUAAUGAAGAACAACAAAUUGCUGAAAUCAACGUUAAUAUUCCACCCAGCAUAAAUCAAUCUGAUCACGAACAACACCAGUUGGAAAUUGGAGCGAACAUGAAAUUGAUUCCGUCUCCACAGAUGAUGAUUCAAAAUAGUCAAUUUCAGAGCUCUCAUCAUGAGUUUGUGAACUCUACUGAUAGUGUCUAUCAUCUGCCAUUUGAUGGAGCUACUUCUGUUUCUGGAUUCAAAUCGUGGUUACGCCAGGCCUCUGCUGCUGCACCAUUAAUGUCGUCAGCUGAAGAAAUUGUAAAUCCUAGCAAUUGCCAGGCGCUGUCGCUUGCCGCCGCUCCGAAAAAACGGCCGGUAGCAGUUAAAAAUGUUAGUGGUUCAAAGGAAUCAGUUCCGCGCAAAUCCAUUGAUACUUUUGGGCAAAGAACUUCGCAGUACCGCGGAGUCACGAGACAUCGGUGGACUGGAAGAUACGAGGCGCAUUUGUGGGAUAACAGUUGCAGAAAGGAAGGGCAAACUAGGAAAGGCAGACAAGUCUAUCUAGGUGGUUAUGACACGGAGGAAAAGGCAGCUAGAGCAUAUGAUUUAGCUGCUUUAAAAUACUGGGGUCCUAACACGCAUAUUAAUUCCCCCCUAAACACUUACGAAAAGGAAUUGGAGGAGAUGAAAAACAUGAAUAGGCAAGAGUUUGUAGCACACUUGAGAAGGAAAAGCAGUGGGUUUUCAAGAGGGGCAUCAAUGUACAGAGGAGUAACAAGGCAUCAUCAGCAUGGGAGGUGGCAAGCCAGAAUUGGAAGAGUUGCAGGCAACAAAGACUUGUACCUUGGCACCUUCAGUACGCAGGAGGAAGCAGCGGAAGCCUAUGAUAUUGCUGCAAUUAAGUUCAGGGGGACAAGCGCUGUGACGAAUUUUGAUAUCAGUAGGUAUGACGUCAAACGCAUUUGCUCAAGCUCGACUUUAAUAGCUGGAGACCUUGCCAAGCGCUCCCCAUCAAAAGAUUCUGUCGUCUGCCCAUCUUCCUAUGAGGACUAUAGUUCAUACACAACUUCACCUCAUCCCAUUUUAGCCAUAACAAAUGGGGAGCAAUUGCAGCAGCCUGUAGAUUCAUUCAUGGACAUGGUACCGUUGAUGGGUGCUGCAGGAUCAAGCAGCAGGAGUUCUUCUAAUGCCCCAAGUCCCAAAUGCUCUGGCUCUGGUGAAAUGAGUUGUGAUUUUGGGGUCGGAUUAGAAUAUCCCCAGGGAUAUUAUUCAUCCGUACAGGUUCAAGAUCGCAAGUUUGAAGAUGGUAGCAAGGGAAAUGAUGAUAAUUCUUCGAGCUCAGGCCGAAUUGGGAAUAUGGACCUUGUUCAUCCCGUUCCCAUGUUUGCAUUAUGGAACCAAUGAAAAACAGAUUGACAAAUCCUCUAGUGAUGAAUGAUGAUACAUUUCUAGAGAUUAGUUUUGCUAGCUCACUAGUCCUAAUCCUCCUUUCCUUGAGCCAAAGGAAUAUUCAAAUCUUGGUUCUAAAAUGCCUUCAAAUUAUGAAUGUUAAAUAUGUCUUUGGAUGUUAAUGUGUGAUGGCAAUGAAAUCAAAGAUUGAUAUAUUAGA